AUGCUCGCAGCUUCAUUGAGAUUUUUCGCCGAAGGAAACUACCAGAAAGGUGUAGGAAAUGAUCGUUACAUUGGAUUGGCACAAUCAACGAUGUCAAAAUUCCCAUCAAGUGAUGGUGAAAUAAAUAAGAUCAAAAUAGGUUUCUUCGAAAAAACUGGAUUUCCAGGAGUUAUCGGUUGUAUAAAUGGAACGCAUGUCAAAAUUGUUCCUCCUGUUUGUGAUAAACAUUUGUUCUACAAUCGUAAAGGUUUUUACAGUUUUAAUGUUUGCGAUUACAAUCUAAUAAUUCGAUAUAUCGAUGCCAAUCAUCCAGGUACAUGCCACGACUCGUUCGUAUGGAACGGCAGUUCGUUAAACCAAUUAUUGAGACAAAGAUACGAAAACGGAGAAAGAAACUUCUGGUUACUUGGUGAUGCUGGUUAUACUUUAACACCGUUUCUAAUCACACCUUUCCGUAUAGGAAGAAAUACUACUGAACGGCAAACAAGGUUCGACGAAAUUCAUUCCAAAACCAGAAUUACUGUAGAAAGAUCAAUUGAAGUAGUCAAAAAUACCUUCCGAUGCAUUUUAGGAGCAAGACAGCUUCAUUACAAACCUGAAAAAGCAACAAAAAUAAUCAACGUUUGUGCAGCUUUACAUAACUUGCGAAUGAAGUAUAAAAUGGAUUGCGACCAGCUAGAUUUACCAAAUGGAGAGUAUGGUGCAGAACUUUAUGGUGUGGAAGAAAAUGAACGUGAUGCAGAUGAAAUUCAAGAAGAAAUUAUGAACAAUAUUUUGUGA
Malaya genurostris is the source of this 780-nucleotide messenger RNA. RefSeq names its product putative nuclease HARBI1. Lineage: Eukaryota; Metazoa; Arthropoda; Insecta; Diptera; Culicidae. The coding region runs from base 1 to 780 and encodes 259 amino acids. The transcript is spliced from 4 exons. The record is from RefSeq and is a predicted model, not a curated record.